Molecule: messenger RNA, 2548 nt
Organism: Neocloeon triangulifer
Lineage: Eukaryota; Metazoa; Arthropoda; Insecta; Ephemeroptera; Baetidae
Exons: 7
Coding region: 83-1021 (312 amino acids)
Source: RefSeq, a predicted model, not a curated record
CGCAACAAUAAAUCGCAAAGUAGAAUUUAUUCGACUUUAUUCUUGAAAAUAAUGUAACAAUAUCAAUUGGCGCGAACCGAAUAUGAUGAUUUCAUCUUUGAAAAUAAUUUUUCUCUCUAUCAUCAUCAGCUUGAUUCUAGUGGAGUUGACGGCAAGUAGAGUUGCAGGGUUUUGUGAUCCUGAAAUAUUGAGAAAUGGCAAUGACAAACGUUUGCAAUGCAAUUUCGAAAAAGGCCGGGCAAAUUAUAAUACAGGUGAUGUAGGGGAAUGCAAAUGUAAUGGACGUGAUUGCUACGAGUUGCCACACGCCAAUUUUGUGUGUGGCUCAGAUUCAAACUGGUAUUUUGAAGACAAUAAUUCAACUUCAGAUGCUUGGGGAGUUGAAUGCAAGGACGAAAACAGCUGCCCGCGGUGUUCAAUCCCUAAAACUGACUAUUCCAAUUGUUACAAAAGUAAAGAAAAGAGCAAAUAUGUUUGUAUUUGCAAACACGACAAAAGAGAAUACUCCUUGGAGUGCCUACACAGUGGAAAAAUGUAUAUAUGGAGCUCUAAAGCAGAUGUAAAAUGCGAAAAACUUAAAUUACCGCAUUAUAAUACUUCCAUGGAUGGGACCACAAAGGAAUUCAUUAUUUCAACCUCAGGUACAACUCGACAACCUUCUAAGGCCACGGAAAGUGUAAUUGAACCCAAUCAAAAUCAAAACAUGACUACACAAAUGUCGCAACCAGAAGACCAAAUUACAGAACGGUUUAAUAAUAUUUCAUCAAACGAGACGACACAAGCACCUCUAACCUUAAGCACAACUGAAUACCCUACAACGGCCGAAAAAAGUACAACUACUUCGAUCGAACCAAAUCAACCAACUUCAGCACCACCAGAAAACGAAAAGAAAGAAUGGUACGUGGAUUCAACCUACAUCAUACUUGGUUCAAUUUUGGUGUUCAUUGCAUUAUGUGCUGUUGCCUUUGCUAUUUUUGUGAUGAUCAAACGUAGAAGGCCUGCUCGACCUAUUAUAUUGUAAUUACUCGAGAAUAAUAAUAGUUUAACUAGAACUUGAUCUAGAGGACAAUUUGGACAAAUCUUCAUAAAAUCAUGUUGAAUUGCGUGACAUAUAGUAAAAAUUUAUAAAAAAAAACUGCCUUUUUCCUUUUUUAACUGAACAUUAUUUUAAAUUUUGACUUCACGAUAUUCUACCCGGAACAUAAAACAAGGAUCCAAAAGUGGGGACAUAUUUAUGACGUGGAGAUAACUUGUACAAAAGCACAGUCAUACUGAAUCGCAAAAAAAAACCCACAAAAUAUAAACACAAGAUCAAGCAGUCAAACGAGGUCCAACACUUUGUUCUUAAAAAUAAUGUAACCAUUUCAAUUGGUGCGCCCAUAAUAUGAUCAUCAAUAAUGAUUUCAAUUUCUGAAAACAUUAUUCUAUUGACCUGCAUCAUCAGCUUGAUUCUUGAGGUGUGGACUGCAAGUUCAGCUGAAGGGUCUUGUGAUUCUCAAAGUGUUUUGAAGCAUAAAUAUUCACAAUUAGAAUGUGAUUUUGCAAAAGACACACAUUAUGAUCAAGAUCAUUUAGCAAAAUGCAAAUGUAAAGGAAGUGAGUGCUAUACAACGUUGCCACAUGCAAAUUUACUAUGUGGCUCAGAUUCAAACUGGUAUUUGGCAAAUAACGAUGAAACUUCAGUUUUUUGGGGAGUUGAAUGCGGAUAUGAGAAUAGCUGCCCGCGGUGUUUCAUCCCUAAAGCUGAUUUUUCCAAAUGUUACAAGAGAAAUGAUUAUGCGAGCGAAUAUGUUUGUGUUUGCAACCACAACAAAAUAAAAUACAUCUUGGAGUGCCAUUACAAUACACUUUAUGAAUGGAGUACUAAAGCACACGAAAAAUGCGGUAAUAAAAAUCACCUCAAUUAAUACCGAAUAAUAAUAUUUCAACGAAUGAGACAACAAAUGCAGCCAUUAUUUCAACCUCAAGCACAACUCUCCAAUCUCAAAUGGUCCAAAAAAAUGUGAGCGAACCCAAUCAAAAGAUUUCUACAGCACAUCCGGCAGAAAACAAAACGUAUAAUUAUAUUUUCACGAACGAGACGUCAACAGCACCUUCAACGUUAAGCACAACUCAAUACCGUGCAACGACCAAAGGAAGAAAGAAUGAACCAGAUCAAACGACUUCAACACCACCACCAAACGUAAAGAAAGAAUGGUUCGAGGAGACAAUUACAUACAUCAUACUUGGUUCAAUUGUGGCGUUGAUUGCAUUUUGUGCUAUUGCCUUUGCUAUUUUUGUGAUGAUCAAACGUAGAAGGCCUGCUCGACCUAUUAUAUUGUAAUUACUCAAGAAUAGCAAUAUUUUAAUUAACGCCCAAUUAGGGAAAAUGUGAGCAAAUUUUCCUUUGAUAUGUCAAAUUAAUAAUAUAGUUCAAAAGAUAUUAUAAAAAUAUAACUUAUGACUUUAUUAAUUAAUUAUUUUAAUUUCAAUCUAUAAAAUUAGAAUCUAAUUUUAAUUAAUUAAUUGCUUUUGUUGAUACAAAUUUUGCUAUAUCAUGUCUCAGUAA